Molecule: messenger RNA, 2315 nt
Organism: Dermacentor andersoni
Lineage: Eukaryota; Metazoa; Arthropoda; Arachnida; Ixodida; Ixodidae
Product: protein-cysteine N-palmitoyltransferase HHAT-like
Biological process (GO): protein palmitoylation
Cellular component (GO): endoplasmic reticulum
Molecular function (GO): palmitoyltransferase activity
Source: RefSeq, a predicted model, not a curated record
UAGAUGUUCUCGGAGACAGGGAAGACAGGCCCACAGUCACGCAUGCAGCGCAGCUGUGAUUUGAAAGCCUGCGCGCGAAGAGGCUCCUUUUAUGCGAGAUGUGCUGAGUCCCUUUGUUCCUUCGCCGUUCCCUCAAACCAGCUGCCGCAUUAAACGCCGUUGCCCAUAAAACGUACCAGGCUGCUUCGGAGUGGGAUGUAUUAGGCGUUCAGUGUUCGCUCACGAAAAAAAAACAAAAAACUAAGUAUACGCAAGAAGGUGUACUUUUUAUUUUCUAUGACAAAACGCUGGAAGCGUUGUGCGCAAAAUGUAGAUUGCAUUACGCCGGCAGGUGUUCUUGAGAUUGUAUAUUUAUCUCCCCAUGCGUUCGAUUGGUCGGGUGUCUUAGCUCUUUUUGGACGACUUCAAAAUCCGGAGGAUGACGUGUAACAGCUUUGCCAGAACGUCACGUGCCGUCGUGGACAGCAUUUCACGUUAUGGCUACCUCCGUGUGGCCCACUGGACCACCUGGCCUCUGUUGUUGUUCUACGCCGCCUACAGUGUCGUACGAAAGAAAGCCGAGAUCGUCUCUGCUCUCCACAGAGAAGCCCGAGGAUUGUGCAGGGCCUACGAAUGCAAGCAAAGGGAUUACGGUGACUUCGAAUGGGACGCCAUCGUCGCAAUUUUCUGGUCGAUGAAAUUUUGGAUUGUGACUCAUCUUGUCGUCGGACAGCUCGUAGCAGCGUUCGCCUCACGGUUCCUGCAGCAUUUCUACGUGGCCUACUCACUCCUGUUCAUGAUUUGGUGUUUCCCGGCGGAUGUGUGGCUCAGAACCGGAAUCAUGGCGACGGCGUCAUUCGUCGCGGUGUGGCUUCGUCGACGAUCCGUGGUGUACGUGGUCGGCUCGGUGAUAGUGGCCACCACGACGCUGUCGUUCGUGCCUCGGUUUGAGUUCUCCCCGUGCGUGAUUGGUGGCAAGCGUUCGCACGAGGCGUCCGUCUUCUUCACCGGUUGGAACGUGCUCCGCUGCGUCAGCGUGGCCGCAGACCUCAUCGACCGAACGUCGAGGGCGCCAAGCGAAGCCCGCAAGCACGUCCUGCACGCUCUGGCCUACUUGCUCUACUUCCCGGCUCUCAUUCUGGGUCCGCUGACCAACUACGACGACUUCAUGAAGGAGCCCUACCGUCCACCAGCGUGGGACAGCAAGCGCCUCCUGCACUUCCUCCUGGGGUGCGCCCGGCUGGCCCUGGGCUACGGCGCCAUGGAGGCGUUGCUGCGGGUGUCCUACGUGCACAGCGCCGCGCUGACUCCGCGCUGGUUCCACGCACAGUCCGGCUGGACGCUGGCGGGAAUCGUGUACCUGAGCGCCCUGCAGUUCUACCUCAAGUACAACUUCGCGUACGGCGUCCCGUCGCUAUUCUUCUGGCUCGACGGCGUCUACGCGGGGCCCGAGCUCAGGCCCCGGUGCUCCGUGCGACUCCACACAGCGGCGAACAUCUGGCGGCAUUUCGAUAUUGCACUGUACAGGUGGAUAGUCAAGUACCUCUACAAAGCGGUGAUCGCGGGCCGCUGGACAGCGUGGUGGCGUUUUCUGGGCACCAGCGCCAGCUUCACCUUCGUGCUGCUCUGGCACACGGUGCAGCCGCACAUGUUCCUCUGGACGACGACCAACUACCUGCUGGUCAUGGCGGAGAUGCUUUGCGCCGGGAUCGCCGCCACGGCUCCCGUGCGGUCCUGGCUCACGACGCGAUGUGGACCGGUCAGAGAGUCAGUACUCAAGGGCGUGCUGUGUGCGGUCAACCUGGUCGGGGCCUACGGCAGCUGUUUCUUCUUCUUGACGGACUACGACAUUGCGAGUGGCGCAGUCAGAAAGCUGCUUGUAUUUCCUUUCCCACUGCUGCCUAUUCUGUUCGGACUUUACUGCAAAGCGCAAGUUGCUAUGGACAUAUUCGAAUGGGAAAAAGCACGUAUGCCUGAGAAGGCGGGCCGAGAUGAAAGUCCACCCCAAACAUCGGAGGCACCAAGUUCAACGCCUCGCCCUCGCCGGAAGCAUGUUGUUUCAGACACAUAAAUAAGCGUUCGUGGUAAGGAAGAUAAAUAGUUGAUAUCGGGGCUCAAGGUAAUUCUGAGUUGGUUGCUUCACUCAUUGUCCCCAGAGGAAGGAAAGAGGCACCCACUGUACUGAAACUCGAAUCAUUCGUGUAUAAAGAUCAUGCGGGCGAUGAGAGUUCAUUCCGCAUGCCUGACCGAGGAGGUGCCCAGCUUAUCAUGACUCUUCGCGACUUUUUCUUCGCGCUCCUUCAUUGUUACACGGGAAAUAAAUAUUGAUUGAUUGA